AUGAAGUUGUCUUCUAGUUUUUUUGGUGGGGGUCAAAUGGAAGAGGAAGAGAAGAUUGUGAAAGGUGAUGAUGUAAUUGUCGAGUUGGAUGCAACACUUGAGGAUUUAUAUAUGGGAGGAUCAUUGAAGGUUUGGAGGGAGAAAAAUAUUUUAAAACCAGCCCCCGGUAAGAGACGCUGCAAUUGUCGAAAUGAGGUCUAUCACAGACAAAUUGGUCCGGGGAUGUUCCAGCAGAUGACAGAGCAGGUUUGUGACCAGUGCCCAAAUGUAAAAUAUGAAAGAGAGGGGUAUUUUAUCACUGUGGACAUUGAGAAAGGGAUGCAAGAUGGGCAGGAGGUGGCCUUCUACGAAGAUGGUGAACCCAUAAUAGAUGGUGAAUCAGGGGAUCUUAGGUUUCGGAUUCGCACUGCACCCCAUGAUCGCUUCAAAAGGGAAGGCAAUGACCUGCAUGCAACUAUUACGAUAACUCUGGUAAUUUUUAAUCUCACUUGCUGAUCUGGUGCAUUACUCAGUGAGAUCAACAUGGGUAUGGCUAUGGCAUGUCUGUUCCUUUUGAGUUGAACAGACUUUUAUUGUCAAUUUUCUAUUUACCAGUAACCAUUUAAGAAAUUCGAAGGCCAGUCAGCUUAGAAUAUUUGGCUCUAAUUCAUUUCAAAUUUUCCUGUAAAUCAGACAUUUUCGGGGAUACUGAAGUGAUUAUUGAGUUUGUUUGGUCUUGAAAAAGGUAGUGGAAUGCCUAUAAACCUAGCUUAGUAUCCUUUAGAAAUUCCAAUACAGCCCCCCUUUACAAUGUUUAAGCACGGGCAACUCCUACUUGAUCCUGUGGGAUAGGGAAAAAUCUGAAGAG
Molecule: messenger RNA, 847 nt
Organism: Ilex paraguariensis (yerba mate)
Lineage: Eukaryota; Viridiplantae; Streptophyta; Magnoliopsida; Aquifoliales; Aquifoliaceae
Source: the annotation of a GenBank genome assembly